Messenger RNA from Salvia hispanica, 558 nucleotides. The record is from RefSeq and is a predicted model, not a curated record. Lineage: Eukaryota; Viridiplantae; Streptophyta; Magnoliopsida; Lamiales; Lamiaceae.
AUGAGGAAGAAAAAGCCAACAAAAGCCGACCUUAAGGUACCGUAUCAUUGCAGUGAGAUCAUCCAAAAGGAAAUGGCAGUGAAGCAGAGAGAUCCGGGCCAAUUCAUUAUCAGAUGCCGGAUUGGAGAAGCGAAAGUUGACAAGGCCCUAUGCGAUCUAGGAUCUUCCAUCAAUCUCGUGGCACUGAAGUACUACGAAAAGCUCAACAUCGGGCCGCUCAAAACUUCAGACGUGACACUAAGAUUGGCCGAUAACUCGUCCAUCAAAACUGUAGGUAUGAUUGAGGAUGUCAUAGUUAAAGUUGAUGAUUUUAUUUUCCCCGCCGACUUUAUUAUGCUUGACAUGGAAGUAGACAAGAACGUCUCUCUAAUCUUAGGGAGAGAUUUUCUUGCCACUUGCAAAGCUUUGAUUGAUGUAGGUCGUGACGAGAUCACAAUUAGUGACAACUAUAGUCACUCCACCUAUAAGAUCGAGAGCGAGAUGCUCAAGUUUGAGGAGGCAAAGCGGGUGAAGAUGGAACGGCAGUGCAGGGCAAGGCAAUCAUGGUCACGGAUUUGA